UCGUAACCUGUCGGAAAAUUAAACAUUUUCAAAAAAACAAGAUGGCGGCGGCGACUUUUUGUUUGCGCAAAGGAUCUUUCAAGCUGUUUUCAAGCGUGUCUUGGAGUUCGUUUAGGGAAAUGCCUUUAGAGGCACGCUUGACUGUACGUUUAAAUGAUAUGGGAAUAGAAAAUCUCACUGAAAUUCAGCAAAAGUCCUUGGGUCCGAUUUUGAAAGGCGACAACGUAAUCAUAAAUUCUGAGACUGGAAGUGGAAAGACGUUGUGUUAUUUGGUUCCGGUGAUAGACAAAAUAUUGAAAUUUCAAAGAAAAUUUUCAAGCCCCUAUUCUGUGGUCCUUGUCCCAAAUAUGGAUCUUGGAAACCAGGUAAUUGAAUUUGCCAACAGGCUGUUUGAUCCAGGUUUGUUCGCUCAGCCUAUUCAUCGCGACUCUCAACUCCGUGUUAGUCCCAAAUAUCCAUUAAUCGUGAGUACGCCUCAGGCUUUGAUGCAAUACAACGUGAAAUCCCUGUCCUCAAUACAAACUAUAAUCAUCGACGAAGCAGAUUUGGUCAUAUCAAGUGACGGGAAGAGGUUUUGGAAGCUUUUGCAAUCGUUUCAAGACCAGAUGAAAAUAGCAAAAAAUGGUCCCCAUUUUGAGGAGGUUUUCAGCUCCAACUUAACGGAAAUAAACCAGUUUGGCGGAGACAAACGGAGUAUACAAUUCGUCUUUGCUGCGGCAACGCUUCCACAACGUGGAGAGCAAAGUGUUUUCCGCAAAAUUUUAAAUCAAUUUCCAGAUAUAAAUCACAUAACGUCAACCAAAACGCACCAAUAUGUACCAGGUUUGACAUGCGUGGAUGUUUUCCUGAAGGAUGAAGAGAAGUUGCCACAACUAUUAAAGUGCUUGAAUAUUUUGAACGGCGUUUUACCGUCGGAAAACAUCGAGAAUCUGCAAGACUUUGAGAGCCGUUCGAAAUUUACAGAACUUCCGACGCCAAGCAAAACCGGAGCUAAGGUCUUGGUGUUUGCAAAUUCUGUUGAAAUGGCGAAUAGAAUUUAUGAGUUUUUAAACAGGCAAGAAGGGGAGACAUACAAGUUCUUGGAUAGAACAUGCAAAGAUGUAAGCGAAGAGGCUUUUCAUGAUUCUGUUAUUCUACAUCAAAUCUACAAAGAUAAAAUAAAGACCAUUCUUUCUAAUAAAGGAGAAUUUAUCACAAAAACUGGUCCGACUAACUCCUGGCAAAAUCAAGUUGGUAUUUUGCACAAGCAGAUGUCGAGAAGUGAGCGGCAGGAGGUUUUAGAACAGUUUGCUUGCAAUGAGAUUCCGCUGCUUGUGAGCACGGAUUUAGCUUCGAGGGGAUUGGAUAUUAGCGAUAUAAGCCACGUGAUACAAGCUGAUUAUGCCCGAAAUGCCGCUGACACGUUGCAUCGCGCCGGUAGGACUGCCCGGGCUGGCAACUCGGGGACUGUCAUCAACUUUAUAACCGAUCAGGACAAGGAUCUUUGGAGAGCGAUGAAAAUAGCUGAUGAGAGAACUGAGGUCGAGGGACUUCAACAUAUUUUUAGUAGAAAACGACAAUUUAGUCGACGAAUAAAGAAAAGAAUAGGACUUAUUAGUCGAUAAUCAUCGUCGUGUGUUGACUGACGAUGUUGUUGUUUUCGACAAUAAUAAGUAUCACCGAUAAUGCCAAUUAUAAUCAACGAUAAUGCCAAUUAUAAUCAACGAUAAUCCAAGACUAGAAGUCCAUUUCAUUUAUAAAUGUAAUAAGCAUACUCAACUUAAUUUCAUAUCUUUUUUUAAUGACUAUUAAUCUCCUCUACUUCAAAUCAAUUUCAUU
This is a messenger RNA of Dendronephthya gigantea, 1818 nucleotides long. RefSeq names its product ATP-dependent RNA helicase SrmB-like. Gene Ontology annotation, molecular function: nucleic acid binding; RNA helicase activity; ATP binding. Gene Ontology annotation, cellular component: mitochondrion. NCBI's taxonomy places the organism in Eukaryota, Metazoa, Cnidaria, Anthozoa, Malacalcyonacea, Nephtheidae. The transcript is spliced from 5 exons. The record is from RefSeq and is a predicted model, not a curated record. Bases 42 to 1604 code for a protein of 520 amino acids. Gene Ontology annotation, biological process: mitochondrial large ribosomal subunit assembly.